This is a messenger RNA of Ceratitis capitata (Mediterranean fruit fly), 1355 nucleotides long. Its product is annotated as lipase 3. Gene Ontology annotation, biological process: lipid metabolic process. Gene Ontology annotation, molecular function: hydrolase activity, acting on ester bonds. The transcript is spliced from 3 exons. Bases 88 to 1308 code for a protein of 406 amino acids. NCBI's taxonomy places the organism in Eukaryota, Metazoa, Arthropoda, Insecta, Diptera, Tephritidae. The record is from RefSeq and is a predicted model, not a curated record.
UAUUGAACAUGAGUUUGCGUGCAAUUCAUGCUUAUAAAAUGUUGUCCCCAGCUUUACUUAGCUUAGUAUUCUAGUGGUUGCUUUAAAAUGAAGGUAGACAUUGUGCUUCUUGCCAUCGGGCUAUUGGUGGCUUUUGUAAAUGUAACGACAGCAUUGACUUUUGACGAGGAGAGAUUAUCGCUUAAGAAAUUUGUGACCUCUGCAGAGCGCAUUCGUUCGCAUGGGUAUCCCACCGAAACGCACACUGUUGAGACCAGCGAUGGCUAUUUAUUGACACUCUUCCGUAUACCUUACUCACACAAAUUGAAAAAUCAACGUUCCUAUCGUCCAGCUAUACUCUUGCAACAUGGUUUAUUCAGCAACUCAGAUUGUUGGUUGAGCAGCGGUCCCAACGAUUCGUUGGCCUAUCUACUAACCGACGCUGGUUUCGAUGUCUGGCUGGGCAAUGCACGUGGUAAUAUUUAUUCACGCGCAAAUUCUCAGAUCACUUUCAGUAGUCCGAAAUUUUGGAAAUUCAGUUGGCAUGAAAUUGGCACUAUCGAUAUAGCCGCCAUGAUUGAUUAUAUACGUGAUUUUACCGGUCAACAAGCCGUGCACUAUGCCGGCCACUCACAAGGCACCACCGUGUAUCUGACGUUGAUGUCCACGAGACCGGAGUAUAAUCCUAAAAUCAAAACGGCACAUCUACUGGCACCGUGCGCAUAUUUUGCUCAUGGCAGUCAUCCUAUUUUCCAACUGGGCGCUUUGGUUGGCACGCCCGGCGGUCUGUGGAAUACCAUACUCGAAGAUAUGGAAUUGAUGCCGAAAAAUGAUAUUGUCAAUCGUAUUGCAGAUACGCUCUGCGGCGUACAACCGAAUUUAGGCAAGCAGUGUAAAGAUGUUGUGUUAUGGUAUGCCGGCGAUGGUUAUCGCAAUACAAAUUUGACUUCCUUGCAAGUGCUAAUUGAAACCCAUCCAGGUGGUUCAUCCAGUAAUCAAGGCAUACAUUACCUUCAACUCAGCAAAUCGCAUAAAUUCCGACAAUUUGAUUAUGGCACUAAAAAGAAUCGUCAGAUUUACAAUCAAGAUACCCCACCAGAUUAUGAUUUGAGCAAGAUUACUGCUCGCACUUACUCAUACUCCAGUGCUAAUGAUGCUCUGUGCGGUCCGCAAGAUGUUGAUACUUUAGUGGGAAAUAUGUUGUUGGUGGAGGAUUAUCGUGUACCAGAUCCGUCAUGGAAUCACAUGGACUUCAUUGUAGCAAAUGAUAUGCGGGAGGUGAUCAACGAUCGUAUUGUGAAGGCUGUUAAGUCCUAUGAGAGGAUGUAAUACGGUUUAGGACGAAAACAAUUGUACAAAAAAGGAUAUAAAUUUAA